UUACACGUGUUGGCGACGAUGUUAACAUAACUAUGAACCCAGCGAAUGUCAGCUUCCUAUACUACGUAUGGGUGAAUGGUUCGGUAGCUGAGAGACUGUUACUGGUCCAGCCUAGGUCACACCGUGUAUGGGUACACAACACCAGUCACACUGGCUACAGGACCAGGAUCAGAUACACCAGGGAGGACUCACCAUCACAGACAGGACAGCUGAGGUUUACCAUCUACAAUGUUACUGUACAGGACGCUGGUACUUACUACUGUCAAGGAACCAAUGGACAGACAGUUACUGGAUGUAGACAGGUCCUCGUUGUAGCACAGAAGCCAACCACACCCACCAUCACCGGACCUGCCUCACCUGUAUCAGGUGAGAAUGUCACCCUGACAUGCUCCUCGUCCUCCCGGAGUCUACCCCUGGACCAUCCCCCACUAACUAUGACCUACAUCUGGAGGAGGGACAGGACCCGGGUAGAAUCUGGUGAUGAGUCUCCGACAGGUAGAGAUGACCUGACAAUAACCCACGUCAGCAGAGAGAACCAGGGAGACAUCUACAGCUGCCAGACUGUGGAGGAGGGGCUGAAGUCUAACUGGAGUCACGGAUAUGUACUGGAUGUUCUCUAUGGACCUGACAAGAUACAGUUUGACGGCACAAGUGACAAGCUGGAGGUAGAAGAAGGGAAACCUGCAGCUGUGAGAUGUUCUGCUGACUGUAACCCUGCCUGUACUGUAACCUGGUGGGACAUCUCAAGACAGACGGUGAUUACAGGACAAGGGGAGGCUGUGUUGUCUAUACCAGCUGUAGAGGUAUCUGUGUCUGGACUGUACACGUGUCACGUCAACAACACACAUGGGAGUGCAUCACGGAACCUGACGCUGGAGGUCUCCUCACGUGGAGUUACUGAAUCUGGUGUCGUUUCCAUCGUCCCCGUGGCUGCUGUCUGUUCCGUCCUGAUCGUGGUGAUCGCCGUUGUCGUCAUCGUUGUUGUUUGUAGAAAACAGAGACGUGGAGGAAGGGGAGACAUUCAUAGUCGCGUUGUCACAUACAUCCUUGACGCAGAAACAGACGGGGGCUACCAGGAGAUAGAAGAGAGAGGAUACGUUCAUCAGCGGGAAGACGAAAACGACGGGAGCUACCAGGAAAUAGAAGAAGGUGAUGACAACGUCGACGACAUCGUCCCCAUCGUAGCUGUCUACUCCAUUAUGCUCACUGCUGUGGCAGUUGUGGUGGCAGCAGUUACUGUUCUUGUCUGCAAGGACGUAAAAGAAAACCAGGACAGAAGAUGUGGUGAAUAUCUUACUGUGAUGGCAGAGAGAUUGUCCCGUGACUUGAGUGAUGUAUCUUGUGCUUCCAACAACGACGGGGAUGUCUUACCCCUACAUGAUUACGAGCGACUCCUGAGGGAACAGUUCCACAUCUACACGUCUCUCCACCCUUCAACUUCCUAAGCGGACGACCACAGUACCAGGUGAAGCCAUACCUGACGGUACAGUUCCUCAUCUACGUCUCUCCACUCUUCAUCGUCCUCCAUCGAUGACCACAGUACUAGGU
Molecule: messenger RNA, 1548 nt
Organism: Haliotis rubra (blacklip abalone)
Lineage: Eukaryota; Metazoa; Mollusca; Gastropoda; Lepetellida; Haliotidae
Product: cell adhesion molecule 4-like
Exons: 11
Coding region: 33-1445 (470 amino acids)
Source: RefSeq, a predicted model, not a curated record